This is a messenger RNA of Puntigrus tetrazona (Sumatra barb), 5501 nucleotides long. It is a transcript of the gene foxo3a, whose product is annotated as forkhead box O3A. The record is from RefSeq and is a predicted model, not a curated record. Gene Ontology annotation, biological process: regulation of transcription by RNA polymerase II. The transcript is spliced from 2 exons. Lineage: Eukaryota; Metazoa; Chordata; Actinopteri; Cypriniformes; Cyprinidae. Gene Ontology annotation, molecular function: RNA polymerase II cis-regulatory region sequence-specific DNA binding; DNA-binding transcription factor activity, RNA polymerase II-specific. Bases 829 to 2766 code for a protein of 645 amino acids. Gene Ontology annotation, cellular component: nucleus; mitochondrial matrix.
AUGGCAUAUCAGUGUAACGCGCAGAUGACGUGUGUGUGUGGCGGUGGAUGGUGAGCUCCUCUCCGGCCCUUUAAGAAGCAGUUCCUCCGACUGGUUCCAGGGGGCAGAUGAUCUUUGUGUUGCUGUUCUUCUCUGUAGUUUGCAGCGGAGCAGCAGCGCAUUAGGGGCUUUGGCUGUGCUGGAUCGCCAGGGUUGCGGGACGCAACGUCCUGCUCCGACAUGGAAGAGGGAUCAUGGAGGUUUAUCGGGGAAAAUCGCGCGCGUGUUAGGACUCAUCCGUGCUAAUUUGCGGCGGGACGGCUGUGGAGGUAUGGCUUGAUCGUUUUGAGGAUACUUUCGCGCACGUACAGCCCUUCGGCUCGCUUUCAAUCGGCGGUUUUAAAAGGCGGCAGCCGCGUUCUGAAACAAUGUAACAUUCGCGUUAUGAUGUAAUGUUACAAUGUAACGCAUUCGCAGCGCGACGUCAUGCAACAAUGUAACAAAUUCGACCGCCCGCUCCGUUCCGUUCUUUACGCUUUUUGAACCGCGGAAGCUUCGUUAAACGAGUCGAAUGGAGGCAUUUCCCCUCGUUUUGUCGUUUAGUUGCCGCUUGAAACUAUCCGAAAACGAGCGAGGUUCAUAAACGAGUCCUCCUUUGUGCUGGAAGAGGCCAUGAGCGCAUUUGUAAAUAUUCCUAAACGCCUCGCGACAUCCGUUCGAUCCCCUAAGUGUCCCGCGUUGAAAUGUGGACUCUAAAAGUGACCCAUUAAUGGCAUGCACGAGGGCACUGCUGCUGUCGUGUUCAGAAAAGCCGUCCAUACAUCAUUCAUUUGAAGGAGUACGGGAAAUAUGGCAGAGGAGAUAGAUAAGCCCUUGGCUGUGGACCUCGACAUAGACCCCGAUUUCGAGCCCCAAAAAAGGCCCAGGUCCUGCACCUGGCCUCUGCCCAGACCGGAGUCCAAUGCCGGGAAAGCGGAACCAGCAGAGGUGGGAAUCAUUCCUGAGGAAGAGGUGGAUGAAAAUGGCACUGAUGAUGCACCUAGUGGCAUCACGGGCGCAUCGAAGCCUGUAAGUGUCACUGAAGGAAACCAGGCUGUUGCUGCUGCCGCUGCCGCUCCUGCCGUAGAAACCAGUGCCGCCGUCAGUGACAAAGACACCUACGGCUCUCCUCUAUCUUCCCAACAUGCUCUGCCCGCAUGCAACGACUCCAGCAUCAACGGUCUGAUUCCUCAGCAGCCCAGAAAAUCCUCCGCCCGCAGGAACGCCUGGGGAAACUAUUCCUACGCAGACCUCAUCACUCAAGCCAUCGAGAGCUCGCCCGAGAAACGACUGACAUUGGCCCAGAUUUAUGAUUGGAUGGUCCGGAAUGUGCCAUACUUCAAGGACAAAGGUGACAGCAACAGCUCAGCGGGAUGGAAGAACUCAAUUCGACACAACCUUUCACUCCACAGUCGCUUCGUCCGUGUCCAGAAUGAAGGAACAGGAAAGAGCUCAUGGUGGAUGGUCAACCCUGAUGGCGGGAAAGGGGGUAAAGCUCCACGGAGGCGUGCUGUUUCAAUGGACAACAGUAAUAAGCUCAUCAAGAGCGCCCGUGGCCGUGCCGCAAAGAAGAAAGCCACUCUUCAGGCCACUCAGGAUGGAAGCUCCGAGAGUUCCUCCAGCCUUUCCAAAUGGACCGGCAGCCCGACCUCCCGCAGUAGUGACGAGCUUGACGCUUGGACGGAUUUCCGUUCCCGCACUAAUUCUAAUGCCAGCACACUAAGUGGACGCCUUUCCCCCAUUCUGGCCAACCUUGAGGUAGACGAAGUUCCCGAUGAUGACUCCCCCCUGUCACCCAUGCUGUACUCGAGCCCUAGUAGUAUGUCUCCGUCCACUGGACUGACCGAACUACCCCGUCUAGCUGAUCUCGCAGGAACCAUGAACCUCAACGAUGGCCUCUCCGACAACCUAAUGGACGACCUUCUAGAUAACAUCAGUCUGACGGCUUCCCAGUCUCCAGGCCAAGACGAGAGUGGGGCCAAUCUACAGGGAAGCCCCGUGUUUACCUUCAGCUGCUCUGGGAGCAGUCUGGCAAUUCCCUCUGGCAGCUAUGGCACCAACUCCAUGUUUAGCCCUCCAUCCGUCACUGGCCUGAGGCAAUCUCCAAUGCAAACGAUCCAGGAAAACAAGCAGGCCACAUUCUCCUGUGGUUCUUUGUUUAGCGAUCAGAGUCUGCAGGACUUGCUCAGCUCCGAGUCCAACAGUCGCAGCGAUGUCCUUCUUACCCAAUCUGAUCCACUUAUGUCGCAAGCCAGUGCCUCCCUUUCCUCCCAGAAUGCCCGUCGCAGUGCCCUAUUGCUGCGUAAUGACCCUAUGAUGUCCAACCAGGCUGGGCCUGUAGGACAAGUGGGGCUCAAGAAGGUGUCGCCAUCUGGAUGGCGGAUGAACUGUGUCUCGAGCAGCGAGUCAGACUACCAAAGCUUGAUGAAGCAACAUCUCCAACAGUCUCCCUUCAGAAGCACAUCUAUGCAGCUCAACUCCGAUUCAUUGCUGUCAGGUGUCAACGGCAGCGUGACCUCCGUUCAGUCGGUGUCUCAGGACCAAUUCCCAUCUGACUUGGAUCUCGAGGCGUUAAGUGGCAGUUUCGAUUGCGACAUGGACGCCAUCACCCGCAACGAUCUGAUGGAUGCCGAGGGCCUGGAGUUCAGCUUCGAUUCGCAUCUCAUCUCCUCUCAGAAUGCUAACCUGACUUCAGGGAGCUUCUCCAGUACCAAACGAACCUCCUCCCAAAGCUGGGUGCCAGGUUGAUCAAGCCAGGCCCAGGAAUGUAGGGAAGGGGCAGAACACCGCAUUUGAGCCAACUGUCCACUGUAAAGCAACUGUAAAUUAUGCUGUAGAAAAGCUCUUUGACAUCUAUUGGAAUGAGUUUGAGUCAAUGUCAAUGAUUUACCCAGUCGGUGUUGUAGUUUUGUGGCUGUAUGUUUUGUAUCGUCAUGAUUGAGGCUGGUUUGAUGGAUAUUGUGAAGAGUUUCAUCAAAUUUAACCAUGAAGUGCUUGCAGGUUAAUCUAAACGCCAAUGACUAGGUAUUGAACUCAGCUGCUGGAAUACGGUAAGUGGCGUACAUAUAUAAAGGCUUGGCCAACAGUACUUCCCUUAGUCCAACUAGAAUACAAAAUCCGAAAGCAUUUGAGUGGUGGAAAGAGUCAAGUCAGUUUGAAAGCUAUGAAUACUCAUUAGUAAAGUGGUCCCUACAACAAGUGGAGCACCGUAAAGAGAUGGUUUUCUAUACAUAAAGGGUUGGGCAGCUGUUCUUCCUUUAGUCUACUUAAAAUAUAAAACCCACCAUUGCAUACAAGGGUGCCUAUACACUAGAGAAAUCAUUUAAGAGAGUGGCGGUCAGUUUUGAAAACCAAGAGUCGUUUUCUCCAUCAUAGGUCAAUUGUUACCUAAGACAAGUAGAUGAUCGUAAAGAGAAGGUUGUCUAAAUAUGAAAGCAUGGACAACUGAACUUUCCUUGGUUUGUCUAGAAUAGAAACGUUCCUUGAAAACCAAGCAAGAAUUUUAAUUUCUAUCAGGCAGGUGGUACUUCUGACAGACUGCAAUAUUGUCCAUUUAUACUUGUGUCACUUUGGCAAACCCUUUGUGUUUUUUUUCUGUGUUGCUGUGAUACUUUAUCCCCAUUGGAUUCAAAUCCACUCUAGUCUGUAGGUGCCCUUAGGUUGUUGUAGUUUCUUGUAGCUGUGAUCGAGAAUAAUAGAUUUCUAGUCCUUGAAACAAAUACUUGCCUUUUGCCAAACUAGUCCUCAGGACAACUGCAGAAAUGGCCUGUUUACAACACAAACUCUCAAGAAUGUUUCUGUUGUCUAAAAAAAAAUGGCCAUGGAAAAUCUGUCUCUUUCUCCAAUCUUUUUUAUUUUUAUUUUUUAUUUUUUGAAAAAGGGAAGAGGUUGUGCUUUUGUGAAACCAGUGAACAUGAUGUAUCCUUGACUCCUUUUACAGAAAAGUGAACUAUGAUAUGAUGAUAAGCUAUAUAUUUAGUGUUCUGCUGUAUGAAACUAGUUUGUCAGUGUUUCCCAUUGAUUUCCUAACACAACCUGUGCAUUUAUCUUGCUCAGAAUUCUUGAACGCGAGCAUCUCCGUCACCUCUAAACCGUGUUCACUUCCGAGGUCAACCAUUUUAGAAUAGAUUAUGAGCUAUAUAUUUGUAUUUCUGCAUGUAUACACACACACACACACACACACACACACACAGGACCUCAUUCAUGGAGUCGUUGCUGUAGAAACUGUUUGUUAAAUUACUGGUUUUAUGAACAAUUUACACAUCGGUAAACCGUUCUUAAAUUGUUGCAUUCAAUGCCGUUUAGUGUUUAUGUGCAUUUACUGUACAUCGACAUACAUGCAACUAUUUACCCAAGAAUUCAAAAGAAUUAAUAGUUUACAAAAGUCUCUGCAAACCAUACAUUUCUGCUGUGCUUGUAUUUCAUGAAUGAGGCCCACAGUGCUUAUGUGUAUAUGUGCUGUACACUGACUAUAUAUAUAUAUAUAUAUAAAUAUAUAUGUGUGUGUGUCUAUACACAUAAAUAUUGGAUUCAUUCUAGAGAUAAGGUAUAUUAACAGUUAUACUUUUUGGAUCGCUGAUUAAGGACCACUAGAUGUUUGUGUAUUUGUAGCAGGAAAAGAUGAAGCUAAGAGCAUUUGGUGCUAAGUGAAAUUGUUUUGGGUCAGUUCUUACGGCUGGCGUGUCACGUUCUUAGCAUUUAUGUGUAUAUAUCUACACAAUGGCUGGUGCUAGUAGAAAGCGUGUGUCGGUUGUUGAUGGCAGUGUGUUUUAAGCAUCCUAAUAGUUUAAAAAUGAAAGGCAGCCACAUUGUAGUAUUACAGCCUGUACGGAUAAGCUAUGUAAGAAAGCACCUAUGUUGUACUGUAUUUCACUGUUGAUCUUGAAAAUGCCAGACAACCAAAUUCAAGGCUGAUGAGAAAUAAUGCAACUAUUCAGUUUAAUGAUAUUGUAGUGCCAUUCAGGGACGACUUGCAGAUGUUUCAGUAGUUACACCUAAUGUUGUUUUAACAUCACAGUUGAAUGUACCUUUUUUUUUUUUUUCUUCGCACCCAGAAUUAUUAUAAGCUUCUUAAGCACUGAUUUUUAUAAUCUGCUUUUUAUAAUCAGCUGGAGUCGCAGAAUUUAAGAUGACUAUAAAAAGUCGAUUGUGCCGUGUUUACCUUUUGUUUACUUAGUUUUAUAUUGCAAAAUUUAUUUUAAUUGCUUUUAAUUUUGGUCUUUUCAUUUCGUUUGGGUAGGAUCGUUGUUCCUCUCAAAAGAACUGCUACAAACUUCAUUCGUUUUGAAGCUUAAUCUUAAAGAGGGAAUUAACAUGAAUUGUGAGAACGUAAGCUGCGUGUGUACCACCCUACACCACAACUGGCCGUUAGUUAGCAUCAACUCAAUGUUUGCUCGACUUUACCUGUGUAUUUCAAUUUUGGAUAAUGUAUACAAGGUAGUGCAAGGCAAGGUGCAUGUAAAUAAAGCUUGUUCAACACAGUG